UUCAUCCUGCCCUUUUAAUACUUUUGUAUCUGUAGAUCUUCAUAUUUCUCUAAGUUCUUCCACCCAAAUUGUCUUUUAAGCCCACCUUGGCCAUUCUCACAGACUAGGCCUUUGAUUUUUUCUCCCCCCUCCUUCUGCUCAACAACAUGAGCGUGGAUCUAGCUUCUCCCCAAAGCCUGCCUUGCCCUGAAACAGACAAUUCUCGUGAGUCUUCACCAAUGCCGGAGAUUUAUGAGGCUGAAAAAAACUAUGCAUCCUUGCAAAUGUCGUCUGCUGAGGUGCACCAGCCAGAGACAGUCUCUCCUCUUCCUUCCUCUGUGGAUCUGCUUAUUCAGGAUAGCCCCGACUCUUCCACCAGUCCCAAAGUAAAACUACCCAUGUCUGGAGGGAAGAGCGCAGGGAGGAAGGAAGAUGAGGGCCAGGUGAAGAAACAGAAGAUCAGAACCGUGUUCUCUCAGACCCAGCUGUGUAUACUCAAUGAUAGAUUUCAAAAACAGAAAUACCUCAGUCUCCAGCAGAUGCAAGAACUUUCCAACAUUCUGAACCUCAGCUACAAACAGGUUAAGACCUGGUUCCAGAACCAGAGAAUGAAAUGUAAGAAGUGGCAGAAAAACACCAACUGGUCAAAGAAUGGCAACAGUGUGAUCCAGAAGGGCUCAGCACCUACAGAAUUCCCAGGACUCUACUCUUCCUAUCCCCAAGGUUGCUUGGCGAACACUUCCGGUAACUUCCCCAUGUGGAGCAAUCAGACUUGGAACAGUCCAAUUUGGAGCAGCCAUUCCUGGAGCAGCCAGCACUGGUACACCCAAGCCUGGAAUAAUAACCCAGUCUGGAACAAUCAGUUCCAGAACAGUGGAGAGGAAUCCCUGCAGCUCCAGGUCCAAUUCCAGCAAAAUUCUCCUGCCAGUGAUUUGGAGGCCACCUUGGGAAGUGCUGGGGAAAACCAUAAUGUAAUAGAGCAAGCUGCUAAAUAUUUUAGUACCCUACACACCAUGGAUUUAUUCCCAAAUUACUUCAUGAAUACCCAGCCUGAAGAUGUAUGA
Messenger RNA from Choloepus didactylus (southern two-toed sloth), 1043 nucleotides. Its product is annotated as homeobox protein NANOG-like. The record is from RefSeq and is a predicted model, not a curated record. Gene Ontology annotation, molecular function: RNA polymerase II cis-regulatory region sequence-specific DNA binding; DNA-binding transcription factor activity, RNA polymerase II-specific. Gene Ontology annotation, biological process: regulation of transcription by RNA polymerase II. Bases 147 to 1043 code for a protein of 298 amino acids. The transcript has a single exon. Lineage: Eukaryota; Metazoa; Chordata; Mammalia; Pilosa; Megalonychidae.